AUGAAAAUCCCAAGAUUGUGUACUGGUUUCACCUCCCAACUUGGAAGAUUCUCCUACAGAAACUACAGUUCUUUCCUCACACAUGGUAUCCACGUCUUUCAAUGCCCUGAUGAAAUUGGAAUAGUUGCAAAACUAUCAGAUUGUAUUGCUUCUAAUGGUGGUAACAUUCUUGCUGCUGAUGUUUUUGUGCCUCAAAACAAAGGACUCUUCUACUCUAGAACUGAUUUUGUUUUUGAUCAUGUUAAAUGGCCUCGGUUACAAAUGGAUGAGGAUUUCUUAAAGCUUUCUAAACAAUUUAAUGCUGUGAGAUCUAUUUUAAGGGUCCCAUCUCUUGAUCCUAGAUAUAAGGUUGCUGUUCUUGCAUCAAACCAGGAUCACUGUCUGAUUGAUUCAUUACAUGGAUGGCAAGAUGGAAGAUUACCAGUGGAUAUAACUUGUGUAAUUAGUAACCAUGAUCGAGGUCCAGAAAGCGAAGUGAUUCGCUUUCUUGCAAGGCACGAUAUUCCCUAUCAUUAUUUAAGAACAACGACAGAGAACAAAAGAGAAGACGAUAUCUUAAAGCUGGUUCAAAAUACUGAUUUUUUAGUACUUGCCAGAUAUAUGCAGAUACUAUCAAGCACUUUUUUAAGAAGCUAUGGGAAGGAUAUAAUUAACAUUCACCAUUGUUUGUUGCCAUCAUUUAGAGGCGGAAAUCCAUGUAAACAGGCUUAUGAAGCAGGUGUGAAAUUAAUUGGUGCAACAAGUCAUUUUGUAACUGAAGGAGUUGAUGCUGGACCAAUUAUUGAACAAAUGGUUGAAAGAGUUUCUCAUAGGGAUGACUUGCAGAGCUUUGUGCAGAAAUCAGAAAACCUCGAGAAACAAUGUCUGUCAAUGGCUAUCAGAUCUUAUUGCGAGCUUAGAGUUUUACCGUAUGAAGAAAAGAGUACUGUUGUAUUUUGA
Messenger RNA from Lathyrus sativus (Indian pea), 939 nucleotides. The record is from the annotation of a GenBank genome assembly. Lineage: Eukaryota; Viridiplantae; Streptophyta; Magnoliopsida; Fabales; Fabaceae.